This is a messenger RNA of Acanthosepion pharaonis, 933 nucleotides long. Lineage: Eukaryota; Metazoa; Mollusca; Cephalopoda; Sepiida; Sepiidae. The record is from the annotation of a GenBank genome assembly.
AUGCUUUCUUUCUUUCUUUCUUUCGUUCUUUCUUUCUUUCUUUCUUUCGUUCUUUCUUUCUUUCUUUCUGUCGUUCUUUCUUUCUUUCUUUCGUUCUUUCUUUCUUUCUUUCUUUCUUUCUGUCGUUCUUUCUUUCUUUCUUUCUUUCUUUCUUUCGUUCUUUCUUUCUCUCUUUCUUUCUUUCGUUCUUUCGUUCUUUCUUUCUUUCUUUCUUUCUUUCUGUCGUUCUUUCUUUCGUUCUUUCUUUCUUUCUUUCUUUCGUUCUUUUUUCGUUCUUUCUUUCUUUCUUUCUUUCUUUCUUUCGUUCUUCUUUCUUUCUGUUCUUUCUUUCUUUCUGUCGUUCUUUCUUUCUUUCUUUCUUUCGUUCUUUCUUUCUUUCUUUCUUUCUUUCUUUCUUUCGUUCUUUCUUUCAUUCUUUCGUUCUUUCUUUCUUUCUUUCUUUCUUUCGUUCGUUUUCUUUCUUUCUUUCUUUAUAUUUUCCCAGUCUUUCUUUCGACUCUUUGCUCCCCCGUCUCUCUCUUUCGCUGUCUCUUACUCUUCCUUUCUCCCACGCUUUCUUUCCCUUUUCUCUCUCUCUCUCUCUCUCUCUCUCUCUCUGCUGACCUCUUUCUUAUUUCUUUUUUCUCUCACUUCCUCUUUCCUUCUUUCAUCAUUUUUUCUCCUCCUUUUUUUCUGUCUCCUUACCCUCCUUCUCACUUUCGUGAUUUCGCUCUAAUUCCGCUACCCUUAUUUCUCUCUUUCUUUCUCGCUUUCCCCCCCUCUCUCUCUCUCUCUCUCUCUCUCUCUCUCUCUCUCUCAAUUAGUUUUUCUCUUACUGUCUUGCAUUAUUUCUACUCCCCAGAUUUUCUCGAAUUCAUUCCCCUCCUUCCCUCUCAAGAUCUUCAUAUUCCUCUUACUUACCCCCUCUCUUUUUCUUUCACUCACUCUUCGUGA